Messenger RNA from Heterotrigona itama, 1665 nucleotides. The record is from the annotation of a GenBank genome assembly. Lineage: Eukaryota; Metazoa; Arthropoda; Insecta; Hymenoptera; Apidae.
AUCGGCAAAUUGAUUAAACAUACAAGAACAAGCAAUUUUUACGAAAAAUCUUAUUCAAAAAAUUAUUUUUAUACUUAUGCAAAUGAAUUAUUUAAGUCGUCAAAUUCGUAGUGUAAAUUAUUAUUUUAAUUAGAGUAAAUUAAAGACAUCUGCUACAGAAUGACAAAAUCACUAUAUAUCAAGAGUGGGAGUAUUCGCAACGAAUGACGGGGUAUAGGGACGUGUAGCAUGCAUUGUUUUUAUGUUCCUUUGUAAAAAUAAUCGGGUCUGAGCCCGCAAGUUAUAGAAUUUUCAUUAGUAUCUGGUGUUUUUGAAUAAGCAGUUCAAGAAAUUCAAUUAAAAAAUCAUGAAUUAUAAUCAUUCAAGCCCACGACGAGGAAAGCCAAAGAGGUUAAUUGAUCCAUCUGCUGGUUUAUCUGCAUCAGCGCCAAUGUCAAUGCCAAUGCCAAUGCCUCAGAGUCCUUAUAUGUAUAAUCAGCAGAUUCCUAUGGAUAAUGGUAUGGCACCUGAAUAUGGAUUUAAGCCUCAGCCAUAUGGAUAUACUUCACCACCAAUGCAACAUUAUCAACCUCCUGAAAAUCAUGGUGAUGAUUAUGCAUCAUCACAAUUUGCUACGCAAUUACUGACACAGCCAAUGGUUACAAACAUGGCUGUACAAUAUGGAAACGUUUUGGUUGGAUCUGGAAAACAGCAAUUUGAAAGAUAUGUGCCAAUUUCAGCUUUGAAAUACUAUUUUGCUGUUGACACCAACUAUGUUGCUACGAAGCUGGCUCUGUUAUUUUUCCCAUUCACUCAUAAAGACUGGUCUGUGAAGUAUGAACAAGAUGCUCCACUUCAACCACGUUUUGAAACAAAUGCACCAGACAUGUAUAUUCCAACAAUGGCGUUUUUGACAUAUAUAGUUUCAGCUGUAUUAGUUUCAGGAACACAGGAACGUUUUACCCCAGAACAGUUAAGUAUUUUGGCUAGUACUGCUCUUGCGUGGGGAGUCAUAGAAUUGAUCGUGCACAUUGUAACUCUUUAUGUGAUGAAUCUUGAAACGAGUCUUUCAACGUUAGAUUUAUUAGCUUACUGUGGUUACAAAUACGUCGGUAUGAAUGCAGCUCUGUUAAUUUCAUUAUUAUUUCGAAAAUUUGGCUAUUAUCUAGUGUGGUUGUACUGCAGCGCGUCUUUAGCAUUUUUCCUAAUGCGGUCGUUGAAAUUAAGAGUCAUUCCGCAAAACCAUAGCCCAUACACAGCUUCUGGCAAUAAAAGGAGACUCUACUUCAUAUUAUUUGUAGCAGGCAUUCAACCUGUGCUAAUGUGGUGGUUAUCGUAUCACUUGGUUUAAUUAAUAAUUACACGGAAAGAAAUUGAAAAUGCGUUUUAAUGAAAAACAGGAUAUGUACGAGAUAUGUUUAUUUGAUUAUUCACACAACGUAUGUGCAUUUUUGUAAUAAAAAUCCCUUCCAAAUAUUCUCAGUUAUUUAUUAAACAGGACCUACUGUUUAACGCAGGAUCUUGUCACUUUAGUGUUUUAAUUAUGUAUUAAUAAUGUUAAAUUAAUUUAACAAAUCUAGUUUUCGAACAGAUAUCUAAUUUUGUAAUAUUUAUUGAUUGAUAUUAAACAAUUUUAUGUGAAUUUUAAUCCGACUAACGUUACCGGCCGAGCGAUUACCUAGCAAG